AUGUGUAUGAGCGCGAGCUGUCCAGACUGUUCCAAGAAGUCGUGGCGCGGCUGCGGGAGACACAUCCCCAGCGCCAUGUCGGGGGUGCCCGAGGAGGAGUGGUGUACGUGCGAGCCCAGGGUCGAGCUCGAGGGCAAGUCGUACCCCAAGGCCGCACGUGUCGCUGCGCCGGGGUUCGUCUCGGGCUUGUUUGGUGGGCUGAUGGGUGGUGGGGGCAAGGAGGAGAAGAAGAAGGACGAGCUGUGA
Messenger RNA from Cryphonectria parasitica EP155, 246 nucleotides. RefSeq lists its product as uncharacterized. The record is from RefSeq and is a predicted model, not a curated record. Bases 1 to 246 code for a protein of 81 amino acids. NCBI's taxonomy places the organism in Eukaryota, Fungi, Ascomycota, Sordariomycetes, Diaporthales, Cryphonectriaceae. The transcript is spliced from 2 exons.